UCGCAGCCGGUCCGCCGGAGCGCGAGCUCACUCCGCCAGGAAGCGGCCGGCGUCCCCGCGCAGGGAGCAGUACAAUUUAAAUCAUGGACAACAAACAAAAUGCACACAUGACUGCUCCUCAGCCAGGACCACAUUUACCAGCUGGGUACGCCCCUCAGUACCCACCAGCAGCAUUCCAAGGACCUCCUGGACAUGCAGGCUACCCUGGCCCCCAGGCUGGCUACCCACCCCCACCAGCUGGCUUUUACGGUGCCACCAGCACUGGCUUUCCUGUCCACAAUCAGCCGGUGUACAGUCAGCAAGGUGGCCCUGCUGGAAUACCAUGGAUGCCAGCACCAGCAGCUCCACUGAACUGUCCACCUGGAUUAGAAUAUUUGUGCCAGAUUGAUCAGCUACUGAUUCAUCAGCAAGUUGAACUUCUGGAAGUCCUAACAGGUUUUGAAACCAAUAACAAAUAUGAAAUUAAGAACAGCCUUGGUCAGAGGGUUUACUUUGCAGUAGAGGAUACUGAUUGCUGUACCCGAAAUUGCUGUGGACCUGGUAGACCUUUUACCAUGAAAAUUCUUGAUAACAUGGGCCGAGAAGUCAUGAUGCUGGAGAGACCACUAAGAUGUAGCUCCUGUUGUUGCCCUUGCUGUCUUCAGGAGAUAGAAAUCCAAGCACCUCCCGGCGUUCCGGUAGGUUAUGUUAUUCAGACCUGGCACCCCUGCCUGCCAAAAUUCACCAUUCAAAAUGAGAAGCGAGAAGAGGUACUGAAAAUCGCUGGCCCAUGUGUCGUAUGCAGCUGCUGUGGAGAUGUUGACUUUGAGAUUAAAUCCCUUGAUGAAGAGAGUGUGGUCGGCAAACUGUCCAAACACUGGACCGGGUUUGUGAAAGAGGCGUUUACAGAUGCAGACAACUUUGGGAUCCAGUUCCCGUUGGACCUGGAUGUGAAAAUGAAAGCUGUGAUGUUGGGCGCAUGUUUCCUCAUUGAUUUCAUGUUUUUUGAAAAGAGUGGAGGCCAGGAACAGAGAGCAGGAGUUUGGUAGUGGAUGAAUGAGAACUUCCUCAAAAAAUUUCAAGUCCACACAUUUCUUGGGACUAUCCAAAUGGACAAAUCAUUUCUUUUUUUCUGCAUUAAAGUUAUAUGUAAUGUAUUAAUUAUAUUUAAUGCAUGAAUGCCCUAAGCUUCAAGUAUAUAUUUUCCAUGUUUCAAAUUAUAGAGUUUGUUUUCUGUAUUACUGGUUUAUAAAUGCCUUUAUACAUUUUCUUUGAAUCUUAUAUAUGUGUGAUUAAAAAACUACUUUGAAUUACAAAUGCUGAUAUAUUUUUCAUUUUUAUAGCAAUGUUUGAAAAAUUAUCACUGAAAUAGUUUUAAUAUACAAAUUUAUUGUUUAUAAUUAAAAUGUAUCCCAUGUAAUAGUAUUUGAAAAUGCUGUAUAUUCAAGAAAGUUAAAAAUUAAGUUUUCAUUUCAUUUACCAUUAUGUUUUCAAAUCCUUAGUAAAUCACGAUAUGGUCAACUUCUACAAGUUAAUUUGGCUACUAUAAGCUUUUCAUAUGAACUAUACAAUCAACUACCUAAAACAAAUAAAAACAUUGUUUUUCCCAGAGAAGUACACCUUUUGAAUACUCGCUUGCUUGAAAUCUGGGUAUUGUUGUAUGUUUUGAAGUAAUUAUUUGUACGUAGAAAGGUCGUCUUGUAUGUACCAGUUUACCCAGGUGCCAGGGACAUUGAACGUACAUAUAUGUGCCUUCAGAGAAUGUCAGCUUCAGUGACCACACACCUGAAUUAAAAGUUCCUUAUUGAAUAA
Molecule: messenger RNA, 1791 nt
Organism: Echinops telfairi (small Madagascar hedgehog)
Lineage: Eukaryota; Metazoa; Chordata; Mammalia; Afrosoricida; Tenrecidae
Gene: PLSCR1
Product: phospholipid scramblase 1
Exons: 9
Coding region: 84-1028 (314 amino acids)
Biological process (GO): plasma membrane phospholipid scrambling
Cellular component (GO): plasma membrane
Molecular function (GO): phospholipid scramblase activity
Source: RefSeq, a predicted model, not a curated record